Coturnix japonica (Japanese quail) is the source of this 4339-nucleotide messenger RNA. NCBI's taxonomy places the organism in Eukaryota, Metazoa, Chordata, Aves, Galliformes, Phasianidae. The record is from RefSeq and is a predicted model, not a curated record.
AGUGACAGAUGCAGUUAUUUCUUGGAGUGAAUGCCAGUGACUGUGAGACUUGGAUUUCCAUGGCCGUAACCCACACAUACUUACAUAGCAUUGUUUGCCAGUUGGACCGUAGUGCCACCUUGUGCACUUCACACUUGUUCCGUAGUGCUGGUGAAGUAGUUCUGUUUCACUAAUAGAUCAGUGGUGCUGGAGAUAUACCUUAAUUUCCAUUGGAUUUGGAACAGAGAAAAUGUACUGUAGGUUUACUAGAGGAAUGUAAUUUAGAAAAUUCCUGUGCGUUACUUCCUAUUAUUGGGGAAGGAAGGCUGACAGGCUGUACCCAUCCUCCUUAUGCUGUUAGAUGUCAGUGGAAAAAAGGAAGGAAGACAAAAGAAUGUGGAAUGGAGCAGCUUUGCCCAAUGGCUGUUGUUGCCAAGGAUGCGGAUGCCAAAAGGCUCCGUCGCAAAUGAGAAAAUGUCAGGAACUGUAAAUCAGAUGGAUGAGGGUACCUGAGUGGGAGGCUCCACACCACGAGUCUUGCAGGGACCUGAUUCCUGUUACAACACAGGCAUGCUGAAAAGGAGUGGAGAAGGGAUAUGGAUCACAGAAAUACAGGGAGAUGAAAAACCUAAGACUUCGAGGAGAUGGAAGGGAAGCGGGAAUUAUAUGGCAAUAAAAGGGCAGAAGAAGAAUGGAGAGGAAGAAAAGAGUGAGGAGAUGGAUAGGGAUUUUUAUUUUAAUCUUUUUUAAAAAGAAAAACAGGGCAGGAGAAUACGGGAAUUGAGUAGGAAGAGCAAAGCUGAAAGACUUCAAAAGCAAUCCAGCAAAGUGAAUUUAGGAAAGAGGAAAUAAUUGUAGGGGAGAAAAGAUUUUGGAGACAGAGGGGCGCUGAGAGAAUUGGAUGUUCUGGAACACUGCACAGCUGUGGAAAAUGGGAAACUUCCUUCACAAAGGAUGGAAAUCUGCUGAGAUUUUGAGAACGUGUCGGCCGCAAGCAAGGCAUGGUGAGAAGUCAAGAUACAGGUUUUUCAUGCCUUCCUCAUCUCAAAACAGUUGCAUAAUGCAAACGUUUCAUUUCUGACAAGAGACCACAGAAUUAUGGAGCUUCUGUACUGUGCAAUGUUCCUCUCUGGAAACAUAAAAAAAAGCCUCUACUUUUUGAUUCUGAAUAGCACAUGAAGUGAGGAGUUUCAACACUGAUAAGAGAUGAACUCAUAUCUGCGAGAACAUCAGUUCUCUCUUACAGUGGGAAGAGACUCGUGAUGCAACAACAGAUGCUGCCACCCUGAUUUUUGGGAUGAUUAAAAAGAAAAAAAUUAGUAAUGAAGACAAUCCCUCAGUAUCACCGUUGGUGGGAGAAAUCCAUAUACUCAGCUAUGCUGAAGAGGUUACUGAGCGGGUGAUGGAGAAUUUGAAUAUACGCCUGUGCUGAAACAGUGGAAGCAAUGGAUCAGACUGCAGCCCAGCAAAACGAAGUGCUGCAUUUUCUACAUUUCUGAAAGCAAGGUGCUUCUGAUUUGACAGCAGAUGCUGCAGGGAUGUAGAGCUUAAGGAAUUGUUAUGUUUUGCCAAAACACGAGGGGAACUCGGAGAGGACAUCAGAACUGGGAUGCCACUGUUUUCUUUCUUCAGUAAUGCCUUGCUUCACACGCAUCCUUUUUAUGAUAUGCUGUUUCUAAACAGUAAAAACACUAAAAAUAGAAAGUCAGCAAGGUGGAUUGGCUGAUCGGGUGCAUUUAUCUUUGGAAGAGAUGGUCCUGGUCAUUAAGCUUCUGUUCUUCACCUGCCUGUGGCCGACAGCAGUGCUACACAGCUCCCAAAGUCAGCAUCACCAUCUUCACCACCGUCAGCAAUUCUCAUUCUUAAGAAAGCAUAACAGCAAACGAGAUAUUAAAAUGAGGAAACUUGACAGCACCAAAGUCCGGCCACUUAAAUCUGAGCAGCUUCUUCGCAUAGAGGAUCAUGACUUUGCACUGAGACCUGGAUUCGGAGGGUCGCCAAUACCUGUGGGCAUUGAUGUGCAGGUAGAAAGCAUUGACAGCAUAUCUGAAGUUGACAUGGAUUUCACCAUGACUCUGUACUUGAGGCACUACUGGAAGGAUGAGCGUCUCUCGUUUCCCAGCACCAACAACAAAAGCAUGACUUUUGAUGGAAGACUGAUAAAAAAGAUCUGGGUACCUGAUGUGUUUUUUGUACACUCCAAAAGAUCUUUCAUCCAUGAUACAACUGUGGAAAAUGUCAUGCUCCGAGUGUACCCCGAUGGCAAUGUACUCUUCAGUCUAAGAAUAACAGUUUCUGCCAUGUGUUUCAUGGAUUUUAGUAGGUUUCCUCUGGAUACCCAGAACUGCUCUUUAGAACUGGAAAGCUAUGCGUACAACGAAGAUGAUCUGAUGUUAUACUGGAAACAUGGAAAUGAGUCUUUGAGCACAGAUGAGCACAUCUCCCUCUCCCAGUUUUUCAUUGAAGAAUUCAGUGCUUCCAGUGGACUUGCAUUUUACAGCAGUACUGGCUGGUACAAUCGACUUUUCAUUAACUUUGCACUCCGGAGACAUAUUUUCUUUUUUGUGCUACAAUCAUAUUUCCCAGCCAUGCUUAUGGUGAUGCUGUCUUGGGUUUCUUUUUGGAUUGACAGAAGAGCCGUUCCUGCCAGGGUAUCACUAGGCAUAACUACGGUGCUGACAAUGUCAACCAUCAUCACAGGAGUAAGUGCCUCAAUGCCUCAAGUGUCUUACAUAAAGGCUGUGGAUGUGUAUUUAUGGAUCAGCUUCCUUUUUGUCUUCCUAUCUGUCAUCGAAUAUGCAGCAGUGAACUAUCUCACCACCAUUGAAGAGAGAAAGCAACUCAAGAAAAGGGGCAAGGCCUCAGGAAUGUAUAAUAUUGAUGCAGUGCAAGCAAUGGCUUUUGACGGCUGCUACCAUGACCCUGAUGUUGAGAUGGACCUGCCUGCUUUCACCGACCGCUGUGAAGAGAAUGAAACUCGAGCGCGAGCAGUCAGUGUCUCCAAUGUGGGCACAGCUCGCAUCAAGAGGAAGAGAUCUUUUAAGGGAAAUGUGGGCAGGAUUAUUCUACAGAACAAUCACGUCAUUGACACAUAUUCCAGGAUUAUAUUUCCCAGUGUGUAUAUUGUGUUCAACUUCUUUUACUGGGGUUUGUACAUAUGAACAAAAAUCAUUACAAGCUAGAUUUUAUCUUGGGUAUGUGGAUAAUGCGACGGCAGCGAAGGAAAGGGUUAAAAGCUUCUGAAACUGGUUUCUGCAUCAAACCAAGGCUGGUUUGGUUAACAGCAAAACUGCUGAUGGAAAAACUCUCACGGUCUGAUCUUUUAGCUGGACUGCUCCAUCAUUCAUUGGGGCAAUCCAAUGUGCGUGCUACUGCUGCAGUAUCACAGGAGCAGCUUGCUCACUAAGGGAGCCCUUUAUUAAACACCUAAACAGAUAGCAGCUCCUGGCCAAUGUAUUAUCCAGUGUCCAUUUAUGCUCUAAUCAUUCCUCUUUAAUCAUGUUCUCCACUUGUUAUCCACUUGUUAUCCAGUUAGCACCAAUCACCUUCCAACGGCCCCUACCCCAGUUUCACUUACUGCAUUUCUGUUUUGCUAGACAACCUGUAUGCACCUCAGGAGCCUUUGCUCUUUGAUAGUAAGGAAAUGGGGAAAGAGACUGUGACUUAGUAGUGCGUUAGAGACCAGCAGGAAGCAGGAAGUAAAGCUGAUGAGUCUUUGUACACUAUACAUAACCAAUGCCUCAAGAGAAAGCUUCUUCUGAUCAGCUGCCCUGGCUUUCCACUAGACUACUGAGAAGGACCUCUAUUUUGGAGGAAUUUUGCUCACCAGUCCCCAAGAUAGCACAGGAAUAAUGACCCAAACCACUGCACUCGGGGUCUUACAGCCACCUCCCUGUGAGUAAAUAGCAUCACCUACACAAGGUGUGCCCUUCAUGUGACACCCCCACACCCGUGCCUCACGUGGACCUAUGCUGAUCACCUGCUUUCUGCCUAACUGCUUAGAGCCACGUACAGGAAUCCUGCUGUUCCCAAAUGAAUGCUGCAUGGAAAUACCCUUACUGUGUAAGGGUACUGGCUAAGAAAGUAACACUUCUGGCUAAGAAAGUUGAAUUAAGGAUGUUCAGGGACAGAACAAAAGUGUUCACAACUCCGGAAAAGAAUCAAGAAUACUUUUUGUGACUUCUCAAAGUAAGAAACAUUUUUCACUUACAUUUCCUGGUUUUCUCUGUCAUUUAAUGAAGUGGGUUUAAAUUUACAAAGUUGGUUCAAAAUAAUAAUGUGUGGUGGCUAAAAACGUGAAAAGGUCACGGCUUGGUUAAGAUUAUUAGGAAAUGGGAAUAAAUUUGGAAGUCUGAACUGC